Cavenderia fasciculata is the source of this 2271-nucleotide messenger RNA. RefSeq lists its product as uncharacterized. The record is from RefSeq and is a predicted model, not a curated record. Gene Ontology annotation, molecular function: acyltransferase activity, transferring groups other than amino-acyl groups. Lineage: Eukaryota; Evosea; Eumycetozoa; Acytosteliales; Cavenderiaceae. Bases 1 to 2271 code for a protein of 756 amino acids. The transcript is spliced from 3 exons.
AUGAAUUUGAAUAUCCAAUCUCGAUCAAAUAAUAAUAGUAAUAGUAAUAGUAAUAGUAGUAAUAAUAGUUAUAGGAAGAUGAGAUUACAUCGUAUAUUGACUAUAGCAAUUGCAUUGAUUGCUUUAGUAUUUGUUGCUUCAAUUGAAGCAAGAGUAUCUCUACCAGAAUUACAACAACUAGUUGACUUUACCAAAGAAUCACGUGCAUCUGGUGCUUCAUUGGGCAUUCAAUCAUUAUUAAACAACUAUGCCGACGAAAAUACCAAUAACCUUUAUUCAACAUUUGGUGUUGGUGGUUCAUCAUCUGAAUCAAUUUCACAACAGUGUGAAGCGGAUUUAUACGCUCUAUCAAAAUUCAAAUAUCCAAGUUCAUUUGAAGUAAUUGAAGCAAGUGGAAAAGGAUUCUUUGAUCUUGGAAACUAUGACAAUUGUUUGAGUUUACCAAGCAAUGUUUCACAAUAUUGUGCGGUCACUACAAACAAUAGAUAUGUUACUGCUCUGUCUGCAUUGUGUCUACCCUCUUCAUGCUCAGAGGAUGAUGUGAAUAUGGCAUUGUUAACAUUAUUCAAUUUGACUGGUAUGACACCAUACUUGAAUGCAAUGGGGUUGUCUGGAGGUUUCGAUAUCCAUUGUUACUCGGGUGACCAUCAUACCGACAAGUUACCAAUGACUGCUGGUCCAAUCGUCAUGAUUGUUUUAUUGUCGAUUGUCGCUGCUUUUGUCAUUGCCGGUACACUUGCCGAAUACGCUUUGUUUACUCACAAAGCACUUUCUAAAAAGGAUGAAGAAGCUGGUGCAUCGUACCGUACAAGUAGUAAUAGUAAUGAUUGGGGUUUGAUUGGUGCAGACAAGAAUCAGGUUAAAGAUCAUUAUCACAAUACACCAAUUAGCUAUCAAGAAGAAAUGAAGGGUGCUGGUACAGGACUCCAAAUCUUGUUGGCAUUUUCGUUGAUCCAAAACUACCAUAGUUUCUCUAGUUCAUCUUCCGACAAGAAACACUUUGAUGUGUUGGAUGGUGUUCGUUUCUUCAGUACCUGUUGGGUUGUUAUGGGUCACAGUCUCCUCUUCAACAUUCAAAUGGGCUACGAUAAUUUAGAGUAUGUCACGACCAAUGUCAUCUCAUCUUUCCCAUUCUCCUUGAUCAGUGCCGGUGAAUUUGCAGUGGACACCUUCUUUAUGUUAUCAGGCUUCUUGGUGUUCCACAGCUUGUUGCAACAACUCGAAAAGGCGUCGUACAUUGAUGGAGCCAAAUGGAAGUUUUGGCUAAAGUACGUUGUACACAGAUUUAUCCGUCUGUCUCCACUCUACUUUUUCAUGUUGUUUGUAUUUUGGAAGUUGUCUCCACAAUUUGGCUUUGGACCAUGGUGGUUUGGAUACAAUGCCGUUACAUUUGGUUGCGAUCAAUACUGGUGGACCAAUUUAUUGUACAUCAAUACAUUGAACCCUCCAACAAUGGGGAACGAGUGUAUGGCUUGGUCUUGGUACUUAGGAAAUGAUAUGAUCUACUAUAUCUUUGUCGCUCCCCUCGCCGCACUACUCUACAAAAAGAACAAAAAGUAUGGUGUUGCAUUUGUACUGGUGCUCAUCGCCAUCACCUUUACCACUAAUUUCUGGAUCACCAUGAAGUAUGACUUGGUUACAUUUUUCGAGUUUACUCAAGAGAGCGGUCAAAUCUCUAACUUUACAACCGAUAUCUACCAAAAACCAUGGACUCGUGUUGGAGCCUAUGCCGUCGGUUUGGCCAUGGCCAUGAUCAUUGACACACCAGUCAUUAUGCGUGUCAUUAAAAAUAGAGCACCAGUUCGUUACCUAUACUAUGUCAUCGCACUUGGAUUAACCUCCUUUUUCUCAUUCAUCUCUUACGAUGCCUAUAGAGGUGAUGGAUGGUCAACUCUUCAAAAUGCAUUUUUCAAUGCAUGCGGACACACUGGAUUUGUCAUUGGUGCAGGUCUCUUUAUCCUCACUGCUGUCGCUGGUCGAGGUGGUAUUGUAGCUUGGUUCUUGGAACGUCCCAUCUUUAAGAACCUCUCUAAACUCACAUACUCGACCUAUAUUGUCCAUCCAAUGAUCAUUUGGACUAUAGCCUUUUGUAGAGUCACCUUAUUCCACUACAGCACAGUAAAUGUUGCCGCCACAACCAUCUCCAACCUUGUAUUUGCAAUGGCCGCUGCCUUUUUAGUUCAUCUAACAAUUGAAAAGCCAGCAAUCAAUUUGGAGAAAUUAUUGUUCCAUCCAAAACCAACAGUCACCAAAUAUUCUCUAUUAAAUUAA